This is a messenger RNA of Saprolegnia diclina VS20, 754 nucleotides long. RefSeq lists its product as hypothetical. NCBI's taxonomy places the organism in Eukaryota, Oomycota, Saprolegniomycetes, Saprolegniales, Saprolegniaceae. The record is from RefSeq and is a predicted model, not a curated record. The coding region runs from base 47 to 655 and encodes 202 amino acids. The transcript has 2 exons. Gene Ontology annotation, molecular function: FMN binding.
CUGUUGUUGGGGGACGUCUUCUUCCGUCGCCUCACCUUUCAUUUCGAUGCAAACCCGAGGCUUUGACGUGGCAUCGACUUCGGCGCGGCAAGCGUACCAGCUCCUCACGGGCGCGGUCGUGCCGCGCCCCAUAGCCUGGAUCAGCACGGUGAGCGCGGACGGCGUCACGAACCUUGCGCCCUUUUCGUUCUUCACGGUCGUGAGCUCGGACCCGCCGAUCGUGUCGUACACGCAACUCUUCCCGACGCCCGGGACCGACAAGGAUACGCUGACGAAUCUGCGCGCGACCAACGAAUGCGUCAUCAACUUUGUCCCGAUUGAGCUCGGCGAGCUCAUGAACGCCACGUCCAGGAAUUACCCGCACGGCGUGAGCGAGAUCGACGCGCUCGAGAUCCCAACGAUUCGCAGUACGCGCGUGCAGGUGCCUGGUGUGGCGGCUUCGCCGAUCCGCAUGGAGUGCUCGCUGCGGGACGUCCUCGAGAUUGGCAACGGCAAACUCGUGCUGCUCAACGUCCUGCACUUUGAGGUUGCCGAGGCGUCGCUCACAGAGAGUGGCCAAAUCGACAGCAACGUCUUUGCGUCGCUCGGCCGCAUGAGCCGGAACGACUACGUCGCAACAUCCAACCUCUUUGAGAUCGCGCGGCCGACGUCCUAAGUUUCUAGUACAAGCUACGAUCCCGUCCAUCAACCCGUGUCGGUUCGUGCAGCGACCUCGUGUCGGACCAGAGAUAUCACCAAUCGACCAAUCCGCCCU